CGAGCUGCCGGCAUGCAGCCUAGCAACCGAUAAGGACUCACUGCGCAUGCGUUCACCUCUCCAACAUGGCAGCCCCCGUAGAUCUCGAGUUGAAAAAGGCUUUUGCCGAGCUGCAGGCGAAGGUGAUCGACACCCAGCAGAAGGUCAAGCUGGCGGACCUGCAGAUCGAGCAGCUGAGCCGCAUGAAGAAACACGCCCACCUGACGGACACGGAGGUCACCACCCUGCCCGCGGACACGCGCAUGUACGAGGGCGUCGGCAGGAUGUUUAUCCUGCAGUCCAAGGAUGCGAUCCACAACCAGCUCCAGGAGAAGAGGAGGAACGCGGAGGAGAAGAUCAAGGAGCUUGAGCAGCGGAAGACCUACCUGGAGCGCAGCGUGAAGGAGGCAGAAGACAACAUCCGGGAGAUGCUGAUGGCCAGGAGGUCCCAGUGAAGACGGAGGGGUGGAGCACACAGGACCUGUUCUGUGUUUCUCCCCCGAUACAGCUCGGGCACUCCUGUCAUUUUACAUAUUUAAAUAGCAGUCACUGUACGUGAGUGUUGGAAGGUGUGUGGGGGGCAGUUCAGAUCAGUCAGCUGCCUGUGUGCGUCCCAGUAGUUUGGUUAGCUUUUUCAUCAGGUGAAAUCGGAAGUCCUCGUUUUGUGUCCGUGCUGUUUUCCAGCCGGUAAUGCUCUGCAUACACUGUGGUGUCAGUGUUUACUGAGACCAGUCGUGUUAAAUCUGAAGACGAUCCCAAAGUUUCUGUUUAAGCCCAUUAGAAAGUGCUCCUUGAUGUGUCUGAAUGAUGUCAGUCGGAGGUCUGGAUACAUCCAGACUGCUCUCUGGCUACUUUGGUUACUGCUUUUUUUUGUUCCACCAGACAUUUAGCACCAAAAUAAUAAAAUUAAUAAUAAAAAGUCUUCAACUUGU
Molecule: messenger RNA, 911 nt
Organism: Lepisosteus oculatus (spotted gar)
Lineage: Eukaryota; Metazoa; Chordata; Actinopteri; Semionotiformes; Lepisosteidae
Gene: pfdn1
Product: prefoldin subunit 1
Biological process (GO): protein folding
Cellular component (GO): cytoplasm; prefoldin complex
Molecular function (GO): protein folding chaperone
Source: RefSeq, a predicted model, not a curated record